Molecule: messenger RNA, 606 nt
Organism: Paramecium tetraurelia
Lineage: Eukaryota; Ciliophora; Oligohymenophorea; Peniculida; Parameciidae
Exons: 1
Source: RefSeq, a predicted model, not a curated record
AUGUUUAACACUUAAAAAAUUGAAAAACAAAGAAGAUCAAAAGAAAGAUUUGUCUAUGAGGCUUGCAAUUUAGUUCAACAAUGGAGAGAUCUCUUUAAAAAUGGCUACACAGAUUAUGCAGGCAACUUUAUUAAGCCAACAUUAAAAGAAGCAGCCAAUCUUAUUGGAUGCUCCAAGAAAACUUUAGAGGACUAUUAUAGUAUUAUUCGAAAAGCCUCAUAAAUAACAGACAUAAAUCAAUGUUUAUAAAAGAAAAUGGGGCAUUUGAGAUAACUUUUGAGACAAAAAGAAGAAAAUUUAAAUGUAGCUGCCCCUAUUUUUUAAGAGGUAGAAGAAAAAAAUCCCUCAAAUGAUAGUUGGAAUAAUUUGAUAAUUGAAGCUGACGAUGAAAAUCAAGAGGAUCCCAACUUAAACACUGAUAGAUAUUUCAUUGAGACUCCAAUUGAAUGCGAAAGAUCACCAAUAUAAUAUGAAAGAGAAUAAUAAUAUGAUAAUGAAUACAGCCAUACAGAAAUUAAUUCCAAUCAAUAUUGGAAGGAGAUAUAAUUUGAAGAAGAAAAUGACAUGGCAAUAGCAAAUUAAGAAUAAGUUUUCUUUGAUUUCUGA